Molecule: messenger RNA, 2046 nt
Organism: Protopterus annectens (West African lungfish)
Lineage: Eukaryota; Metazoa; Chordata; Ceratodontiformes; Protopteridae
Gene: FBXO5
Product: F-box protein 5
Exons: 4
Coding region: 1-936 (311 amino acids)
Biological process (GO): regulation of mitotic nuclear division; negative regulation of meiotic nuclear division
Cellular component (GO): nucleus
Molecular function (GO): protein binding; zinc ion binding
Source: RefSeq, a predicted model, not a curated record
AUGCCUGGAAUACAGGGAUUGCAAGCUGUGUCUGUUCAUGAAGACAGUGGAUACUCCUCUCUUCUGUGUACUCCAGGUGAUAGUGACUCCAGUUUGGAUUUGGGUCACAACUGCAACUCUCCAACUUCUCCCCUGUGGAAUGGCAUGGGAACUGAACCGAGAGACGGACUUCUUCCAGCUCGUGAUUUUGAAAGAGCGGUGUGUUCCACAUUAAGGAAAAAUAGUCGUAAGAUGUUCACCAAUAGUUUGAAGUGGCUUGUUUCAGGAAGUUGCUUUGGGCUUGAGAAUCUUAUUGGGAAAAAAAUGGGCCUUGAAGCUGUGGACAUUGUAAGUGAACUUUGGAAAAGGAAGAUGAAGCACAUCUUAGGAAAGAUACUCAGAUACCUUGGUGAAGCUGAUGUCGUAAGGUUUGCAAAAGUGAGCAAAACGUGGCAAAAGAUCAUACUAGACAAUAAAUGGACAAAUGAAAUUUAUAGUACAAAUAUAAACAAUGAGGAAUGUAGAGCAAAUCACUCUGAAGAUUCUUUGACAAGAGAUUUCUCUUCAACUAGAGCAACUCUGCACACUGUCCAGAAAGCAACAUGUAGGCAUCUUGCCCCCAAGGAGAAAGAGUUAGUACAGCUCAGUCAUUCACAACAGAUGAAGCAUACCAAAGAAACGCCCAGUAGAUAUGAUGAGUUUCGUCAGGUGGCUUCAACAUUAAGGAAAGACCAGUCUCUCAGAACAUGUGUACGUUGUGGGUCACCUGCAAAAUUGGAUUCUUUUCUCCAAAGAGCAAAAUGCAAUCGUGCAGGCUGCGGAUUUGACUUUUGUACUAAAUGUCUUUGUGGUUACCAUGAAUCCAGACUGUGCACAGCGUAUUCACCAAAGCAGAUUCUAAAGGUGGAUUGUUUGCCAGGGAGCAAAAAAAGUAAGAAGAACCUAAAACGCUUGUGAAGGACGUUGCUGAUCUUCAAACAUCGGGUAUAAUACCCUAUAGGCCUUCCACUGCCCUAACGAGGUCUUCGGUUCACUUUCGUAGUGGAAGAAUGGUGGAUAGCCGGAGAUGACCUGUUUUGUAAAAUCCACCAUCACAGUAGUCGGCUAAGGGCUGCUGCUGUUACUGCUUUUUCAUUCUUGCAGUGUGUUGGUGGGUAGCUGCGCAAUCUAAUGUGCACACUGAACUGGAAGUGUCAGAGAAGGUCAGGUAGUGCAAAGAAGUAGACAAGGCAGUUGGGUUUAAGGACCCACGCGCGCACAAUUGUCCUGAAAAGUCAAUUUUUGUAUUUAUGCCAUUCUGUAAUUUUACAAACUUUUUUUAUACUGUGAAGGCAGUGUGGCAUGUAAUCUUUUUAAUUAAUUUUUAAACCCUAAAUUUCUUAUACACAUCAGGACCUGCUUAAUAUUUGAUUAGUCAGGGGAUCUUGUGUAGAAAUACUUUUUUGCUGUAGAAUGUUUUAUACUGGCUUUGUUCGCCAGAGUUUUAGGCUGCAAGUUUUCCUGCAGUCCUACAAUGAAAAUAGCUGCUGUACUUUUCAUUUGAAAAAUGCCUUAAAUCUUUUAACAUAAGGAAGGAGUGCAAUAUUGGAUUUUAUAGCAGUCGUACCAUUCCCUUGUAGCUAACCCAUAAUGGUAAGCAUGCAGUGCUAUUAGGCUUUUCUCUGAAGCCUUAACUGAACUGUUAAAUGUUUCUUUUACUUUUGCACUAUGCAGCUAAAAGUCUCAUGGCUAAAGAAAUGCUCAGUACCUCAGCAUAAGCAUGCAGGAGUGCAUCUAGUGAAAGUUUUGAGGAAUUUGUGUGGCGAAAUUGUGAAGCUGUGGUACCCCUCCCCUCAAAAAAAUUUUGUCCAGGCAAUCUAUUCGCAAAGGCAGAGAUUUGUAUAUUUUAUAUGUAUUGUAAAUAGUUAAAUAUAUAUUUUUAAGAGUUGUAUUUGUUCAGGUAAAAUAAAAUAUAGUAAGAACUUGUUAUUUUGCAUUGAUUUCUCAAGUGUGUGCCCUUGGGUGAAAAGGGUUUACUUUGUUAUUGAGACUAGGUUAAUAUGUGGCAUUAAAUUUUCUGUGGAUGAA